UUUCUGACAGUUACAUUGCUCGCGAGUAAAAUUUCGAUACACACAUCACCAGGCGCAGUAGCAUUUUUGCUUUGAGGGUCCGCGAUUGCGAUUGAUGCGCGCAAGCAGUGAAAGUUUUAUGCAUUUUGCUUCCUAAUGUUUAUUGGUUUGUUUCACGGGGACGUUACGUUAUCGGUCGCUCCAAAAGUGCAGUUGCAGUGAAAUCGAACCCGCCAGUGUCACACACAUCCGAGAUAUUGUGUGGGGUAUCGCCCGGAUUGGAUCUCUGGUGGAUGUGCGAGCAGUGCAGUGCAGUGUAAUAGAUCCGAUGUUGGAAGCACUUUUACGUUCGUGACUGAGCCGUGCCCAUUUGCGUUCGUCAUCGCAAUUAUCAUUAGUUCCAAAGCUGCAGCUGCUAUACCUUCGUGCUACCUAGUAGAGGGAUAGCUACAUACAUAUUUGCCAAAACAGUCAGUGAAUGGUAUGAAAAACCAAUAACUGUUCAGCAGUGGAUUUUCCUGUUUUGUGUCGUCUGGUUCGGGGAGAGUUAGUAUGUUCAUAGGUAACUCCAGAUAACAAUAUCGAUGAUAUCGCAGCGAGAAACCUCCCCCAGUUCCAUCAUGACGUGUAAAAUUGAUUUCAGCGAGUGCUUGAAGGAUUCUCCCAAGUUCAGGCUACGUCUCGAACAGGAAGAAACCGAAAUCGAUCACCUGGAGCAAAAACUGGAGAAAGUAAUAAAAAUGUGCAGCAUGGCGGUUGACAGCGGCAAAGAGUACAUCCGCAAUCAGAGUGCAUUUGCCACAUCGCUAUGGGAUCUCCAGAAGCACUUCCAAGAGGACAAAUCUUCCACCAGUGCUUUGACCACGCUAAUCCACUGCCUCCAGGAAAUGAACAAAUUCCACACAACCCUCCUGGACCAAGCCAGCCGAACCGUACUGAAGAAUUUGACCAGCUUCUUGAAGAAGGACGUCAAAGAGGUUAAGGAUUAUAAGCAGAUAUUCACGAAGGUGUCGGAAAACUUGGACGCGGCGGUCUAUAAGAACGCACAGGUCAACAAAAAUCGUCCAGUUGAUAUUGUAGAAGCGGAAAAUUUGCUCUCUGCCACCAAGUCGUGCUACAACCAUGCCGCUUUGGAUUACGUCAACUACAUUACCAUGCUGCAGAACCGCAAACGCCACGAAAUUCUUGCAACGAUCCUCAGUUACAUCCAAGCUUGUAGUACCUACUUCCAUCAAGGGUCGGAUCUCUGCGAAGAUUACGGUGCAUUCUUCAAAACUCUCGACGAAGAGAUUAGCAACAUGCGUUCGGACUAUAACGUACUGGACAAACAGAUGCAGAAUCGUCACACCUGCGUCAACGAGCUGCUGGAUGAUGGGGAAAGGUCCCUUUCCGGAACCCCUUCGAUCAUCUCCAAUGCAUCUUCCUCAGCUGGGGAAGGUUCCGUGGAUCAGCGAGCCUCUCAACCCUACACCAAUCGACCACUGAAUCACAUGGAAGGCUACCUGUUCAAACGGACGUCCAACGCGUUCAAAACCUGGAACAGACGUUGGUUCUGCAUGCGAGACAACCAGCUGUUCUACCGGAAGCGUAUGGGCGAAGAGCUGCCCACUGUGAUGGAGGAAGAUCUGCGGCUGUGCACGGUGCGAUUGCUAUCGGACUCGGACCGCCGCUUUUGCUUCGAAGUAAUUUCACCGACCAAGUCACACAUUUUGCAGGCGGAUUCGGAAGCGAUGUUGAAUGCUUGGUUCAAGGCACUGCAGAAGGGAAUUGAUUCGGCGAUCCAGUAUCACAGCCCGUACAGCAGUGAUAUGCGGGGCAUCGCCAGUCAAUCGCCGACUAACGAAAGCGCUCCCGGUAGUUUGGGUGGCGAUGGAAGCGCCAGUGGAAAAAGUGGCGAUCCAAGGAAAGGCGUUAAGAAGAUCAACUGGACUCAAAUUUUGCGCAUCCCAGGAAACGCGCGCUGUUGCGACUGCGGCAACACCGACCCCAAGUGGGCAUCGAUCAACCUCGGGAUCACGCUGUGCAUUGCGUGCUCGGGAGUUCACCGCAGCUUGGGCGUCCACUACAGCAAGGUCCGUUCGCUAACGCUGGACGUUUGGGAACCGGAAAUCCUGCGAGUCAUGAUCGAGCUGGGCAACGACGUAAUCAAUCGGAUCUACGAGGCCAACACGGCGAAGGUGAACCGGUUCGACCGCGCUACGGACAACUGUGAGAUAUCGGUUCGCGAGGCGUGGAUUAAGGCUAAGUAUAUCGAAAGGAAGUUUGUGCUUCCGCUGGACAGUACGGGAGGGUUGGGGUUGGAUCCUACUCCUACCAGUACGUCGUCUUCGACUCUGUCGUUCAAAAGUUUGGACAACGAUAGUUCGAAGUAUCCGGAGAAGUGGAGCAUCAAGAAGUUGCGGCGUAGAAGUUAUCGGAAGCUACUCAGGAAGAAGAACAAGGAGGAAGCUGGCGAGGGGACGUCAAGCGGUGGAAAUACCGAUACGGAUCCGGAUGCCGACGAAAAAGAUGUAAAUCUUAACAUUCCAAAGAAGUUUAACGACAUAUUGUUGAUUGGUGAUAGCAUAAUCGAGAAUGAUCAUAAUCUGACCGAUGAACAUCUCCUGCUUCUCAAUUCGGACCAAGAAUCCACUAGCGGAGAAGAGGAUAACGGAAUCAUGGAGUGUGAGGACUUCGAAAAGCUGAAUCCAAACUUUCUGUUGUACAAAGCGGCCAGCGGACACAAUCUGCCGGUGAUGUGCCAAGCGAUGGCCCUUGGGGCGGAUAAAAAUUGGACCAAUCCGGAAGAGUUGGACCGCACGGCGUUGCAUGCCGCCAUCCUAUCCGGAUCGGUUAUGUCCUGUGAGUUCCUGCUGAUCAACGGGUGCAACAUCAACACCACUGAUCGGAACGGCUACACGGCACUUCACCUGGCUGCGGAAAAUGGUUCCACAGCGCAGGCAUACCUGCUCCUCAAACACAAAGCCAAAUACGACAUCAGGGCUGUGAAUCAGAAGCUUCCCAUCGACAUUGCGGUGGAGCGAACCGAUGCCGACAUCGUGACCCUGUUGAGGCUAGCUCAGCUAAACGAUGAAAUCGGCCCCGGCGAGGACGGCGGUAGCUAUCUGGGCGGAGACUCGACCUACACCGAUGUGAUGAAUGACUUUUCCCACCUCACCAGCAACCAACCGUAUCGGUUGCAGAAGAAUCGAAACCCCGGAGGAUCGACGCCCGGUGAUUUGAGCUUGGGCUCACUGGCAUCUGGCUCCGUUUCUAGUGCUUCCACAAUGGUUCCGGCGGAUAUGGUUGCUCCUCCCGUGACCGACUUGGAUGAACCGACAGAGGGAAAAUAAAGCGUUGCUGGGUAAUGUUGUUCGUUUCGAGCAGGUUUCAUGAACUAUUCUAGAUAGUUUUAGAUAUGUUCCCUUAGAUGAAUAUUGUUAUUGGGUUACAGAAAUUCUAGAACCGUAAAAUGAUCUGCAGUUACAUGAUAUCAUGAUAUGUACUUAUGGCAUUUACAUAAACAAUAUUGGACGCGGCUAUACAGCCGUGAAUUGAAAUAGGAAGACCAGGGGGACGAUGGAUGAUGCAAGGAUGUUUCGGUUUAUUUACACAGAAAUUGAUUCAUUUUCCGUCAUCUCCUUUCACAUGCAGCAUAUCAAAGUAAUUGUGCACCUUACGUAUUAUAUCUGUACGUAACGUUAGAAUUGAAAGUUACCCCUCUUCCCCUUUGGGAAUGGUUUCGGUAAUUUCUUCUGAAACUUCUUUUGGAUCCCGCCGAUAAUUUGUAUGCAAGUGCUGGCAAAUCUUUUGACAAUAUCUUUAGAAAUUCUUAUAGAAAUUUCCUUGGAAAUUCCUUCGGAAAUUUCUUUGAAAAUUCAUUCAGUCAUUUAUUUGCGAUUUCCUUCAAACGUACUUUAAAAUAAUUAGGAAAUUGUGUUAGCAGCUUCUUUGGAAAUUCCUUUGGAAAUUCUUUUGAGAGUUCCAUUCAGCAUUUUUUUCGGCAGAUUCAUUGGGAUUGCUUUAGGAAUUCUUUUGACAAUUUCUUUAGAACUUUAUAUUGGACUCUAAAACCAUCCCAUAUGGGUAUAUUUGGUAUGGGAAAGAUGUCCGGAGUCCAAAAAUGGUGACCAGAAUAUCGAAUAUGGCUGAAUAAAAUCUAAGAUGGCGUCUCCAAAUUCAAAAUGGCGGCUGUUUAAUGGAGUAUUAGCAGCGGCGUCAUGGUCGCGAUUUUUUCCGCAGUCAAGUUCGCAGGUUUGUGAACAAUACCCACUUUACGUAAUUUAUGCUUAGUCCCUUACUGUCAGAGCUGUCAGAUCGGGGUAACACGCUAAAUAUAAUUUACACAAAAGGCAAUUUACACGGAAAAAAAUACACGGUAAUGAAUAUUUAUUGGGUACCGGACUGGACACAGAAAAUUUAAUGGUUUUCUUCGGUACAUCGAGGUCUUGAAAUUAGUCUAUGGUAUUAAGCUCUAAAACCAUGCAAUAUGGAUAUAUUUGGUAUGGGGAAAAUGUUCGUAAUCUAAAAAUAACGAACAGAAUAUCCAAUAUGGCGGUCUAAAAUCUAAGAUGGUGGCUGUUUAAUGAAGUUUUAGGCUCUAAAACCAAGCAAUAUGAGUAUAUUUGGUAUGCGGAAGAUGUCCGGAGUCAAAAAGUGGCAACCAGAAUAUGCAAAAUGGUGGUCUAACAUCCAAAAUGGCGGCUGUUUAAUCGAGUUGCAAUAUGCGAUUCCAUAUUAAUGGCGGGUAUUGUAUUUGGUAUGGGUAAGAAAGAGUUUAAGGCUCGAACAUUAAAAGCCAAAUAAACGAUAUGAUUUCGGGCGCCAUGCAGAGGUUGAGCAAACACAAUUUAACGGUAAACGGUUAACGAGAACUAUCCGUUAACCGUUAAAUUGCGUUCACCUUUGAAUAACUCGAUAACCAAAAGUGCAAAGAGAACUUUUUCCACCUCAAUAAAAAGGUACACUUCACUUGCAAAUUGGAUUGAUAGUGACUACAAUUACAGCAGAAAUCUUCCAAACCAUACAUUUUUUUUUAAAGAUGUAGUAGUUCUGAAAAUAGUGCUCCUCACAAUUGUACUGGAAAAUAAGCCUCUUAUCAUUAGACUGUGAAAAUUUGUUCCAAAACUAUGCAAAUUGGUUAAAAAAUUAUCGGUUAAAGAGUGUUGAAAUUAUCAUUCCCACUGUAUUGGUAGCCUUCAAUACAGUUUGGUAUAAAAUCAUUUGACAUAAAGCUACUCAGCAUAAUGUCGUUAGAAGUCACCUGUUCCUGCUUUAAUUAUAUCUACAGCAUUAGGCGCUGAUAGCUUCACGUCUUAAAUAUGAGGAGUUGGAAUAUUACCCCGUGAUAAAAGCGAAUGAAUCAAAUUAUGUGCAAAAGAAAUUACAACAUCCUUGGGACAAGGUAGAUCUUUUGAGAAAUACAUCAGAAUCUUGCCAUUCAUUAAGAAAACUUUUGAACAAUUCAUGUAUUCGAUUAGUUGUUUAAACAGUUUUAUAUGAUUAACUUGUUGAAGCAGUUGGUUUUUUUUUUUUAAUAAAAUCAGUUCUGUUUUAUGCUGUGAUUUCAAUGCUUUUAUUGGAGUCUUAGAAGCAGUUUUGAGACUUUGAGACUUCAAAAGUUCUGAAUUACUUCUAGAAUCAGAAGAGGACAAAACAAACAUCAUACAUUUUCUGCGACACUGUAAAUUUAUGCUAAUAUUUGUGUUUAAAUGUUUUCACACUUAAUUAUUGGAUUCAUAUGUAUUCUUAGAAAAGGCCCCCGGUCCCAUCCCAGUUACGACAAAGAUACAGUAACAUAUGUUACGGAUCACGAAUAUUGACAACGAUAUACCAUGCCGAUAUACGGAGUAUACAAACAUAUUUUAGUGUUAUGACUUCCAUUCAUACAAUUAUUUUCAUGAACUUGAUGUUUCAUGCGUUUUAGGAAUCGUUCCAAGUUGCAUUUAGCUCUUACAUUGAUGGGUUGUUUUGCUAACAUUGCUAUUUUACAUAAAUGGAUCUAAUAGAGCAAAUGAACUACCGCUUUUCUCUUUUCUAUAGAAAUUUAUCCUAGCAGUCUUCCAAGUUGUUCCUAAUUUUAACCUUUGAAAUGUUUCAUAAGUGAUGAUUUUGUUAAAAAAUCCCAACUCCACUAAAAAGGAUGCUAAAAAAAUCUCUCUUGAACAAUCCCAACGCUCCAACCCAUUUCAUAUCGAUUGAGCUUUCACAAAGAGAUCAAUAUGCAAAGCAUACCGACAGUCCGAAUUCUCCUCAUUAUCAGUAUUUAUAUUUAAUGCUAAUCCAAACCGUUAUAUCUGCUAGAUAGGUUACGGACCCAGAAGAAGUCCAUUAUUUCGGUUGCCUGAGUGCAACGAGCUUUCCUCCCCAACAGAUAAGUCAUUCCACGUUGUCAACAAAAUUUGAAUAUCUUUAGUUCUAGAAUAUAUUGCCUAGCUCGAGAUCAUAUAGAAUUACAUAUAUGUACCGUUACGAGUUGAUGAGCCUCCGUUAGAAAGUUUGCAUUGUUAGUUACGACGAAUGUUGCCAGGAUUUAGUGUUGACGGAGAUUCUAAGAUUCUGAUAAUAGCAUUAUUUAUUAGGUGACCUUGUUAGCGUUGUUAAGCCGUGCGAAUCUCCCGCAAAGUUUGAGUAGUUCAAAGAUACACUAAAAUGUAUGCGUUCCCACACUUUUAGUUUUCCAAAUUUUUCAAUAAGCGGCAAAGAAAAGAAGUACGCACCAGUGCAGUGUGAGUUGCAAGCGGUAACCUGUGUACCUAUUGUUAGCCAAAAAAAAAAAACGGAAACAAUCUCACGCUACAAAGAAGGGGAUCAUCGAAUGAAAUACAUUACCUAGGUAUAGUAUCUAUAGAUAGUUGACUACCAACGUAGAUUUAUACAAAUCAUAUUUAUCUUUAUCUUAACAGUGACAAUGACAAAGAAAGGAAAAUGUUACAAUCGUCUUAGAAACAAUAUACAACUGCGAUACAAA
Messenger RNA from Aedes albopictus (Asian tiger mosquito), 6928 nucleotides. It is a transcript of the gene CenB1A, whose product is annotated as arf-GAP with coiled-coil, ANK repeat and PH domain-containing protein 1. The coding region runs from base 564 to 3311 and encodes 915 amino acids. The transcript has 4 exons. Gene Ontology annotation, molecular function: protein binding; GTPase activator activity. NCBI's taxonomy places the organism in Eukaryota, Metazoa, Arthropoda, Insecta, Diptera, Culicidae. The record is from RefSeq and is a predicted model, not a curated record. Gene Ontology annotation, cellular component: cytoplasm.